AUGCCUCAAGCCGCCCCGCAGAGCAUCAAUUUGCCUGAGAAUCAUUUGUAUGAUGGCCAAGGACCCUUUAGUCCGCACGAGGAGGUUGUAUCCAGCGCGAGUGAUACCGAGUACCAGCAUGCUUUGGAGGUGAUCUUCGAUGCCCAAAAUGCGCAUCGCAGGAAGUCCUCCCUUGUUACUGCCGAACCCCCCGCAAACCUACUACAACGGCGCAAGAACACUGAAUGCUAUGUACAUGCAUUACUAGAGAGUCAAAGGAAACAUGGCACAUCCAAUACUGGGGGUCUCGAAGACAUCGCCGAGACGCUUGCGGAACGAAGGAUAGCAAGCGGUACGGACACGAACGCAGACUCGACUGUUGAACCCAAGCGUGAGAUUGACGAUGGAUCUACAGGACAAGAGGACGAGAAGUCCUGGACAGAUCGCAUGCAUGCCAAACACGGCAAUCCAUUGGCAGAUGGCCAGAAAGUCAAAGUUAGCGAUGAUACGGACCCGAAUGCAGUCCAUAGUCGACUUCUCACCAAGAAACAGCUAUCUGAUAUGGCCUGGGGAGUCAGAGAGCUCAGCAAACGGCUGGGAAGCAUAAAGCUGAAGCUGAAGGUCAAGACUGUGUUCCUCCUCACCAAAGUACACGAUGAAACUUUGAUUGGCAAUACUAGGGAAGUUGCCAAGUGGUUACUGAGCCCGGAGCGGGAAGUCAGAUACACCGUUUACGUGGAAGAUAAUUUGCGUGAUAAUAAGAAGUUCAAUUCGAGAGGUCUGAUCGAAGACCUAGGAAAGCAGUAUACCCAGAAGGACGAAACCAAAUGGGAUAAUGGAAAUCCUGAGAAGAGACUCCGGUACUGGAGUAACAAUAUGUGCAGGACACGACCCCAUACCUUUGAUUUUGUGGUUACUCUUGGAGGUGACGGGACAGUUCUAUACGCCAGUUGGUUAUUCCAGAGGAUUGUACCUCCGGUUUUAAGUUUUGCUCUGGGCAGCCUGGGAUUCUUGACGAAAUUCGAUUAUGAUGAAUUUCAGGAAACAUUAACGAAAUCUUUCAGAGAUGGAGUGACGAUAAGUCUACGGUUAAGAUUUGAAGGCACUGUUAUGAGGAGUCAGAAGAGGAAAAAGAAAAUUCAAAAUGGUGAUGCAGAUCCGGGAGCAGCAGAGGAGGACUCGAAUGAAACUCGGGAUCUUGUCGAGGAGUUGGUUGGAGAGGAGAAAGAAGAUGAGAGGACACAUCGACCAGACGGAACAUAUGAGAUCUUGAACGAUAUCGUCGUUGAUCGUGGUCCAAAUCCAACAAUGUCCUCCACGGAAAUCUUCGGCGACGAUGAACACUUCACCUCAGUCCAAGCAGAUGGUGUCUGCGUUGCUACUCCCACUGGUUCAACAGCCUACAACCUUGCAGCUGGCGGUUCCCUCUGCCACCCCGAAAACCCUGUGAUCCUCGUCACCGCCAUCUGCGCACACACUCUCUCCUUCCGUCCUAUCAUUUUGCCUGAUACCAUCGUUCUUCGAAUCGGUGUUCCCUAUGAUGCGAGAGCAAGCAGCUGGGCGAGUUUUGAUGGUAGAGAAAGGGUAGAGUUAAGACCGGGAGAUUACGUUACCAUUAGUGCGAGUAGAUACCCCUUUGCCAACGUCAUGCCGCAUGGAAGGAGGAGUGAAGACUGGGUUAAUAGUAUCAGUGGGAAGUUGGGGUGGAAUACGAGGCAGAGACAAAAGAGCUAUAAAGAGUGGAGUUAG
Hyaloscypha bicolor E is the source of this 1728-nucleotide messenger RNA. RefSeq names its product ATP-NAD kinase-like protein. The transcript has 4 exons. The coding region runs from base 1 to 1728 and encodes 575 amino acids. Gene Ontology annotation, biological process: NADP+ biosynthetic process; NAD+ metabolic process. Gene Ontology annotation, molecular function: NAD+ kinase activity. NCBI's taxonomy places the organism in Eukaryota, Fungi, Ascomycota, Leotiomycetes, Helotiales, Hyaloscyphaceae. The record is from RefSeq and is a predicted model, not a curated record.